This is a messenger RNA of Kuraishia capsulata CBS 1993, 2754 nucleotides long. RefSeq lists its product as uncharacterized. Gene Ontology annotation, biological process: protein deubiquitination. Lineage: Eukaryota; Fungi; Ascomycota; Pichiomycetes; Pichiales; Pichiaceae. The record is from RefSeq and is a predicted model, not a curated record. Gene Ontology annotation, molecular function: cysteine-type endopeptidase activity; cysteine-type deubiquitinase activity. The transcript has a single exon. The coding region runs from base 1 to 2754 and encodes 917 amino acids. Gene Ontology annotation, cellular component: nucleus; cytosol.
AUGAGCGUCUCGCUAAAGUUCAGGAGGAAUCAGGACAAGUCGACAACACUGUCAGAUGAGUUUUGGUCCGAGUUCCUUGGCGUAUUAAAGGACCGCAAACGACCUUCCGCCGCGUUGGAGAAGCAACUGCGAUCCCAGAUAUCUAGCUUCGAUCGGACAAAACGAAAUGCUGACGAAGUGACAGUCGCAUUGACGUCGCCGUUUUCAGAUGGUUCUGUUAGCAAAGCGUUCAAGUUUGUGCGAUUUUUCGAUCUCGCAAUCGCAUCAAAACUGAUGAGCGCAAGUGCCUUCUAUCGCCAACUGCCACCGUUGGCUACAUCUUGGGAAAUCCCGCUGGUCGGAAUGGAUAAUUGGAAUAAGGUAUUGUGCUAUUUGGAUUCGCUGCUCUUUGCCCUCUUUGCGCGCAUGGAGUCGUUUGACCAUUUGGUGGUGCCGAGGGCAUUAGACGAGAGAAUGACACCUGCUUUGGCUCACCAAGUCGCUGAACUCCGUACUUUGCUCCGUUUUGUUGUGAAUUUGCUACGAGCUGGUGAGCAGGUCACUACUGACGUAAUGCAGAUGCUCUGCCUACAAUUGUCCCGUCUGGGGUGCGAUUUCUGCGUCAGUGGUAAGCAACAGGACUCUCUAGUAAUGUUUGAGUCGUUGAUGGAGUGUCUGGGAUUGCCCCUUCUCACGUUAAAAAUUGACAUUAUACAUCGCGGAAAAUUCAACUUGAAUGAUGACCUGCGGUUCAUAAAUGAGCGAUGUCUUCUGAUUAGUGUUCCUGAAUCAUCGAAAGAACCAGAGUCAGCCGAUGACCCAGUCUCGCUCGAGGAAUGUUUGAAUUCGUACUUUAACAACAGCAUCACAGUCAAGCGUCACAUUGACAGACGAAGGACCAUAGACUCGGUCCGCAGACCAGAUUUGAGCGAGUAUGCGGAACAAGCUGAACCAGAGGAAAAGGAAAUGGCACAUUACGAGGGAUUGGUGGUGGAAAGGAUUGCUUCUCAUGAUACGCUGAACGGGGUUUUCUCCAAUGAUUCCACUAUUCGGUCUGAAGUAUCGGCUGAAAGUUCGGCGCAGUCUCGACUGAAGACGCAAAGACCUGAAAAUGGCUCCAUUUCAAAGGUCUCGGACAUUCUGGAACGGUCCAGAACACGUUCGUCUACCAUUGUUUCUGUACUCAACUCGGCCAGCCAUGGCCAACCCGCUUUGUCGCGGCGUGAGUCUAGCUUCUCGCAUGAGGUGAAUUUGCCAGCCUGGAUGUUUCUUCAGCUCUUGCCGUAUUAUCCCAACCCGGAUGUGGAGCUCAAGCCCAAUAACGAAGAGGCUUCCUAUGGCGGAACGGAUGAGGAUGUGGAUCCACUAACUUCUCCAUCCCCCAUUCCCAGUCGAUCCCGGCCUGUCGUCCCAAUUUGCCUGAAACGCUAUGUCUGGAGCACUGGUGGACACAAAAUCAAGCGCAAGGUGGUGAUACCACCGUUCAUUAAACAUCCCUACUUCAUCUCGGAAGACAACUCCCAGGAUGGGGUGGUCAACUUCAAGCGCGACGAUUCACUCAACGCUCCUUGUGGCUCAUUCAUGCUCGUUCUAGAGAGUUGUGUAUGUCACAGAGGCAGUUCCGUGAAUUCGGGUCAUUAUGUGGCUCUUUCGCGAAAGCAUCCGUUCCAUCGUGACCAGCUGAGACAACCCCAGGACGACGAACCAUGGUUACUUUUCAACGAUAUGGAAAAGGGCCGUGAAAAGGUUAAGGAGCUUUCUUUUAAAGAUGCAAUGGACUCGGAGUUUCCAUAUCUGCUAUUCUAUCGAAUUGUGGAUUUAGACCUGUCGGAUGCGGAUCUGUCGGAUGAUCGUCCAACCAUCAAGGUGAGUGCUCCCAAUGGCUCAAAGGAACGAUUCUGGACUGAGUCUGAUGAUUCAGGCCGUACUCCUAGGAAGGGCUCGUAUUUCAGUGAGAUCUCGAUAACCAGUGUCUCAACUGCUGCUGCGUCUGCGCCAGCAUCUGCUGAACUGCCUUCGGUUGAAGACAGACUGAAUUCUCAUCGCCGACACCUCCAUCCUCAUUUUCUGAGCGGAUCCCUCUCGAGAUCGGUAUCGCGGACUCGAAAACGUGAAGAAGAGAGAAUUGAGAAGAAGGCAGAUCCUCUUUUUGGAGAUAAAGCGUAUGUCGACCCCUCAGAUAUGUACUAUUUCUAUACGCUUGACAAUGGUGAGUUGGCGAAGUCGGCAGAUGAUUUGAGACCACUGCAGUUGACCCAGUCAAGAUCGAGCAAACCUCCUGUUUCGUCAUCGGGAAGCACUGAGGAAACUAGUUUUACCGAGAAAGUUAACCAGGAGCUGGUACGCUUGGUUGAGGCGGAGAAGACUGGUAGUACUGUGGUGCCAACCCUUACGGGGGAUGAUGUGAACGAGCCGGAAUCUGCUGCUUCUGAAACAUCGACUACUGAAACAUCGGCUACUGAAAACAAGCCUACUGACAAUAAGCCUACUCCAGACCCAACCCCAUUUUCACCUCCCCAGACCAAAAGUGCACCACUCCCUUUCCCUCAACCGCAUUUGCAUCAUCUAACGCAACCCAAAAGACCCGGAACCAUGUCGAUUCCAAUACUUUCGCCUGCCACUUCUGCAUCCCCUUCAGAUACACAGGCUGCUUCGAUCGCCAGUUAUAAAACAAUUGGUGCUUUGCCAUCCGCCGCCCGGCAGAGUAAAAAUAGACUCGUGACGAAGAGCUCCAAAAAACACCGGAGGAAGCACGGUGAUUGCAUCAUCGCAUAA